Messenger RNA from Anolis carolinensis (green anole), 4335 nucleotides. It is a transcript of the gene capn1, whose product is annotated as calpain 1. NCBI's taxonomy places the organism in Eukaryota, Metazoa, Chordata, Lepidosauria, Squamata, Anolidae. Bases 558 to 2702 code for a protein of 714 amino acids. Gene Ontology annotation, cellular component: cytoplasm. Gene Ontology annotation, molecular function: calcium ion binding; calcium-dependent cysteine-type endopeptidase activity. The record is from RefSeq and is a predicted model, not a curated record. The transcript has 22 exons. Gene Ontology annotation, biological process: proteolysis.
AAUUAUAUACACGAGAGACAUAGUUUUCCAAAGUACCUUUAACAAGCCAGGCUUGUUAAAAAAAGGGGGAAGGAAGGCAGGCAGAGAAAGAAAAGGAAGAAAAGGAGGGAAGGGGAAAAAGUGGGGAAAGAAGAAAAAGGGAAAGGGGAGGAAAAGAGGGAGGAAAGGAGAAAAAUAUUUGGUUUUCUCAUGCAAGAUCUUUUCCUUUUGCAGGGCAUCUCCCUCUUUGUGUUCCAAUGCGGAGAGGAGCCAGACGCAGCCGGAGAGAAAGCCCCGCUCGGGAAGAAGGAAGGCAAGAAGGCGGUCUGUGUGGGUGGCCUUUUGGGCUCCUUCUCCUCCUCCUCCCCGUCCCUCCCUUUGGCCCAGGCCCAGGAAGGCCAGGGAGGAGCUGCCAAGGGAGGAGCUGAGGUGCCUCUGCCCAGAGAAAGCGGCAGCAGCAGCAGCAGGAGGGGGCUCGGCACUCUCGCCUUCUCUGCUAUCUGUCAUUCGCCGCUUCUCUUCCGCCAAGAUUGCACCCAACCAGGCCCAGAGACAGGAAGACUCAGUGAUCGGCCAGGAUGUCGGAGGAGGUCAUUGUGCCCGUUUACUGCACCGGAGUCUCGGCACAAGUCCAGAAGCAGCGAGCCAAAGACCUGGGUUUGGGGAAACACGAGAACGCCGUCAAGUACUUAGGCCAGGAUUACGAAAGGCUCCGGAACGAGUGCUUGCAGAGCGGAGGCCUCUUCCGAGACGAGACCUUCCCGGCCUCCGCCGCCUCCUUGGGAUUUAAGGAGCUGGGGCCGAAUUCCUCCAAGACGUACGGCGUCAAAUGGAAACGGCCCACGGAACUGUGCCGCAACCCGCUUUUCAUUAUCGACGGAGCCACCCGCACGGACGUCUGCCAAGGAGCUCUGGGCGACUGCUGGCUCCUCGCCGCCAUUGCCUCCCUCACCCUGAACGACCCCCUUCUCCAUCGUGUCGUCCCUCACGGGCAAAGCUUCCAAAACGGCUAUGCGGGGAUCUUCCAUUUCCAGAUCUGGCAGUUCGGCGAGUGGGUGGACGUGGUGGUGGAUGACCUGCUGCCAACAAAAGACGGCAAGCUGGUGUUUGUGCAUUCCGCAGAAGGCAAUGAGUUUUGGAGCGCUCUGCUUGAGAAGGCCUAUGCCAAGCUGAAUGGCUGCUACGAGGCUCUUUCCGGGGGAAGCACCUCUGAAGGCUUUGAAGACUUCACUGGAGGUGUGACGGAGUGGUACGAUCUCCGGAAGCCACCCAGCGACCUCUUCCAGAUCAUCCUGAAGGCCCUGGAGAGGGGAUCUCUCAUGGGUUGCUCCAUUGACAUCACAAGCGCUUUCGACAUGGAAGCGGUCACUUUCAAGAAGCUGGUGAAAGGCCACGCGUAUUCGGUCACCGGCGGCGAGCAGAUCACCUACCGCGGGCAGAGGGUGAGCCUGAUACGGAUACGAAACCCCUGGGGGGAAGUGGAAUGGACCGGCGCUUGGAGCGACAAUUCCGCGGAGUGGAACACGGUGGACCCAUCGGUGGGGCAGCAACUGAGGAUUAAAAUGGAAGAUGGAGAAUUCUGGAUGUCCUUCCAAGACUUCCUCCGGGAGUUCUCUCGCCUUGAGAUCUGCAACCUCACGCCGGAUGCGCUGAAGUCGCGCAAGUUCCGGAAGUGGAACACGACGCUUUACGACGGCACCUGGCGGAGAGGGAGCACGGCAGGCGGCUGCAGGAACUACCCAGCCACAUUCUGGAUCAAUCCCCAAUUCAAAGUCCGUCUCGAGGAGGUCGACCACGAUGACGAGGAAGACAGCCGGGAGCCUGGCUGCAGUUUUGUCAUGGCGCUGAUGCAGAAGCACCGGCGCCGAGAGAGGCGCCUCGGCAAGGACAUGGAGACCAUUGGCUUUGCUGUCUAUGAGGUACCACCGGAGUACGUAGGGCAACCCUCGGUCCACCUGAAGCGCGACUUCUUCCUCUCCAACUCCUCGCGGGCCCGUUCUGAGCAGUUCAUCAACCUGCGCGAGGUCAGCACCCGCUUCAAGCUGCCUCCCGGAGAGUAUAUCGUGGUGCCUUCCACCUUUGAGCCCAACAAGGAAGGGGACUUUGUGCUGAGGGUCUUCUCUGAGAACAAAGCAGGGACCGUGGAGAUGGACGACGACAUCCAGGCCAAUCUCCCAGAUGAGAAAGUGCUUUCCGAGGGCGAGAUCGACGAGGGCUUCAAGCAACUCUUCAGGCAGUUGGCUGGAGCGGAUAUGGAGAUCAGCGUUACCGAACUGCAGACAAUCCUCAACAGGAUCAUCGGAAAACACAAAGACCUCCGAACCAAAGGUUUCAGCUUGGAGUCCUGCCGCAGCAUGGUGAACCUCAUGGACAGGGAUGGAAAUGGGAAACUCGGUUUGGUGGAGUUCAACAUCCUUUGGACCAAAAUCAGAGGCUAUUUGGCGGUCUUUAGGAAGUUCGAUUUGGACAAGUCGGGAACCAUGAGUGCCUAUGAGAUGCGGAUGGCUCUGGAAUCUGCAGGUUUCAAGCUGAACAAGAAGCUCUACGAGUUGAUCAUCACCCGCUACGCCGAGCCUGACUUGGCGAUCGACUUUGACAACUUCGUCUGCUGUUUAGUGCGACUGGAAACCAUGUUCCGGUUUUUCCAGGCCCUGGACUCUGACAAAGAUGGUAUCGUCACCUUUGACUUGGUUAAGUGGAUCCAGCUCACCAUGUUUGCCUGAAAGAAGAGGACGGAGCCGACCCUGCAUGGCUGCCUGGCCUCCCUUCUCUUCGGACACCUUUUCUUAUUCUUGUUUUUUGUACCUGCAAGUGCCUUUGCGUCACAACGGGAUGGCUUGUUGCCUUUUGUUCCUCUCUCCAUUUUGCUGCCGCUCCUUCUGGGAAAGGAGGGAGAGCCCUCGCUUACACGCAAACACACGCCGCACGCAUCGCCUUCGCAACGCCCACCACUGUGCCUGAACACGCGUGACUUUGGGAGCCUCUCGUGGGUUUGCAGAACCCUGCUUCACGGAACCGCUUCUCGCUCUCCGACGCCAAGGAAUCACACAACGUCGAUGUCUUCGUUGACCAUCAUGUGCCACGAUAUUUCCUAUUUUGUAUUUCGGAAAAGACAGAUUUACAAUUGUUUUGUCAAUUUGGGUCUCGUUUUGGGGCUUUCUCCUGCCCUUAAGCACGAGAUGAGCUUGCAGGAAUCACGCAACGUCAACGUUUUUCUCGAUUGUCCGCCGUGUGCCACAAUAUUGGGACCGAAGGCAUGGUCCACUCCGUAUUUCGGAAGACCACUUUGCAAUUGGUUCACCCAUUUGUGUCUCCUUUUGAGCACGAGAUGAGUUUAAAAUAUUCCACGCCAAGUCGGACCCUCGAAACCCUUUCUCAUGCUUUGCCAAAAUUGCAGGGAAUUUCCCAAUUGUCUUGGAUUUUUCCUGUCGCUCGUAACCGCUUACCUCCAAACUUUGAGCGAUAUACUUCCCGUCUUAUGCAGAGCUCAACCCGGGAACGAAUUGGUCUCAAUCAGGCCUGGGUAAACUUUUGCCCUCUGGACAUUUUGGACUCCAACUCCCACAAUUCCUAACAGCGUACCAACCACAACUUUAGCUCUCUUAUCUGUCUGUCUUUGCUAGCCCUUUGAUAGGCAAAACAAAAGCCUGACCGCUCUGGCUCCUCCGCUUCCAAAGACGAAUUAGGAAUUGUGGGAGUUGGAGUCCAAAAUGCCCGGAGGGCCGAAGCUUACCCAUGCCUGAUCAUGCUUACCCAUGCCCUCCCGUUAUUUUUAUAUUUGCGCCAUUUACAGACAGAUAAGAAGCUUUUGUUUUGCCUAUCAAAGGGCUAGCAAAGAGAGACAGAUAAGAGAGCUAAAGUUGUGGUUGGUAGGCUGUUAGGAAUUGUGGGAGUUGAAGUCCAAAACGCCCGGAGGACCGAAGCUUAUGCCUGAUCGAGACUCUUAUACCCUCCCAUUACUAUAAAAGUAAAUGGUGCAAAUAUAAAAAUAUCUCAUUUCCUGUAUAUGUGUGCGUGCAAAUAUGUAUCAAUAUACACUUUAUUUUUUCCCCCUGGAAGCAUUUGAGUGCUUGCUAAUACUUUGUGUCCUCUUCUGACCGAGGAAUCUGGAACCUAAAAGCAUACUACGUCUCUCUCUCUCUCUCUCUCUCUCUGCUUGUUAUGGGUUGGUUUUAGGAUGCCAAAACGAGACACUUUUUUGUCUUGAGAUGCAUUUGGACAUCCUCACGCUGGGUACUACUGUUCUAUCUCCUUCCUUUUGGUUGUCCCCUCCGUUUUAUAUAUAUUAUAGUAAACAAACAUAUUUUAUUGCCAAAGUAAAUAGAGAAAAUAAAGUUGCUACGGCGAAAAGUGAAA